Suillus fuscotomentosus is the source of this 1080-nucleotide messenger RNA. RefSeq lists its product as uncharacterized. The transcript is spliced from 4 exons. The record is from RefSeq and is a predicted model, not a curated record. The coding region runs from base 1 to 1080 and encodes 359 amino acids. NCBI's taxonomy places the organism in Eukaryota, Fungi, Basidiomycota, Agaricomycetes, Boletales, Suillaceae.
AUGAUCCUCUCUGGCACUUGUUGCCCACGCUCAUACCCAUCAGCGAACCAGAAGCGCCCACCUGCCGGUGCCAAAGCGCGCCUAGGCGGCUACCACCUUAUCGACCACAUUGGCGAUCCAAAUGGUGCUGAAGGGUUGGAGCUCGAAGAUGAUCCUGGGCAGCCAUUAUGCAACUUUGGUGCCGAUGAGUCCCAUAUUCCUGCAUCCACCGAGCAUCUGUCGCGUUCACCAUCUCCUCAGCUGCAUGAUGUAUCAAGUGUUGUGCCCGUUGUCGAGGCUCACAUUGAGCAUCUGCCUGAUGACCUGCAAGCACAGAAGCUGACAAAGGCUCGAACUGUACCUGCACGCAAUUGCACCUCCCCAGAGAAUGGCCCCUGCUAUCAUAUGCAAAUGCCUGAAGUCUUCACAGCGCAGCUAGCAGAAACAUCCAAACACGAGGAAGAACAGCGUCAGCGCCGUGCUGACGAGAUCGAGGUGCAGAAUCGUGCACGGUACCAUACAGUUGUGUAUUCCUGGGUAAAGGACAGUGGUCAGCCCAACAUGUUUGAGUUCCAGUCAGGCACACCGUCAUUUACUUGGCCUCACUUAUCACUAAACCAUCAAGUUAUAUCCCUGAUGGGACUAGCCGCUGCAAGGGUCGAUGAAGGGCCAGACUACCUUAUCACUGUCGUCGAAGGCCAACUGGUCCUCCUGAAGAACCCAAACGUAACUCAAUGUGUGGAUCUUGAUAGCUGUAUCCGAAGUAUCAACGACUCUCCACCUAACCUCCGCUCUCACUUGGCUGCCGAUCGUGCUGCAGUCCGUGAGGAGCUGUGUCAGCACCAUAACGUCUUACCUGCACCUAAUGAAGUUGUCUUCCAUGCUCAUUCUCGUUCUCAGCUGCAUCACACUCAGGACGAUGCCAAGAUGAGCGCCUCGCCAUCUGAGUUGGAGGUCGAGGCCUUGUUGCUGUCAAAGGGCAAGGGUAAAGCCAAACCUCUGUCGGAAGCUUCGCCUAGUCCUCCUCCUGCCAAGCCUCAUUCUGUUAUGCACUCAAAUAGAUCUGUUAUGCGGAGCCCUAAGAGGGGCGUCGUCCGCUAA